UUAUGACCCAAGUAGGGCAAGCGCCCUGAACUUGAACCCUAAGCCACUCGUCUCGCGACAAUGCCCUGGACCUCUACAAGCAUCAUAGUCUUCAUCGCCUGCAUCGGGCUCGUCGCCUCAGCCAAAUACGUGCCCAAGUGGAAGAAACAGGCAUGUGAAGUACCGACAAGCCAGAACGAGCACAGUCAUUACAGGUGCGACGACAACGGGGAAGUGAAGUGUCUCAACGGCUGGACCGGUGACCUCUGCGACGUACCUAUAUGCCGCAAAGGCUGCGAUCCCCUUCAGGGGUACUGUAAAAGGCCAGGGGAAUGCAGGUGCAAACUUGGUUUUUAUGGCGAGCAUUGCAACAAGUGUAUAGCCCUGCCCGGCUGCCAGCACGGUUACUGCAACAACAGCUUCGAAUGCAUCUGCCACGAAGGCUGGGACGGCCUAUUUUGCUCUGAACCCAUUUGCCGAUUAGACUGUCACUCGACACGAGGCUAUUGCGAGUAUCCAGGAGAGUGCAGGUGCCGACUAGGAUGGUCGGGAGAGACGUGUAAAGAGUGUCAGGUCCUGCCAGGUUGUCAACACGGUUAUUGUACGAAACCCCUUGAAUGCAAGUGUCAGGAGGGCUGGACUGGAAUACUUUGCCAGACACCUGUUUGUGCGAGCCACUGUCAUAAGGAGAGAGGAUACUGCAGGAAACCAGGCGAAUGCAGAUGUAAAGUCGGCUGGUGGGGCAAAGGCUGCGCCAAAUGCUACCCGUACCCUGGUUGUGUUAACGGAGACUGCAAGAGACCCUGGGAGUGCAACUGUAGGCCCGGUUGGGGUGGAAUGCUCUGCGAUCAAGAACUGAAGUACUGCGAAGAGCACGUAGGAGUCUGCGAGAACGGAGCCACUUGUGUCAGCGUAGCCGAAGAAGACGGCGACUACAGGUGCCUCUGCCCUGACGGAUUUACAGGAAGGAAUUGCGAAGUUGACAAACAUAUCGAAGCUGGUGGAGGGUACUUGAAUUUGACCGUUCCGUCACCACCGUCACCACCGCCUCCGAUGAAACCAGGCUCGACGCAGAAUGGCUCAGGAUCAACUACUGCAGUACCAAUCGCAAACCAAACAAAGACGUAAUCUCCUGAAAUGCCAUCAAACCGUUUUCGUCAUAUGGGAGCUGUUUCUGAUUGUCGUAGCCCUUUUCUUCCUUUUAUUUAUUAGUUAUUUAUUUUAUUUAUUUAUUUUUGACGGAUAUCUUUUCCUAAAAGUCGGCAUCAUCCUCUGCAGGAGCUCGCUGUCAAAAAAUCUAGUUCGUGUAUUUAUUUCUGUAUAAUAAUGGAUGUAAUAAAUUAUUAUUUUUA
This is a messenger RNA of Cimex lectularius (bed bug), 1331 nucleotides long. RefSeq names its product neurogenic locus protein delta-like. Gene Ontology annotation, molecular function: signaling receptor binding; calcium ion binding. Gene Ontology annotation, cellular component: cell surface; extracellular region; membrane. Gene Ontology annotation, biological process: cell communication; anatomical structure development. NCBI's taxonomy places the organism in Eukaryota, Metazoa, Arthropoda, Insecta, Hemiptera, Cimicidae. The coding region runs from base 61 to 1107 and encodes 348 amino acids. The transcript has 9 exons. The record is from RefSeq and is a predicted model, not a curated record.